CCAUCAUUGGAAAAAUCGACUGGUGUGGUGUGGUGUGGUGGAGGCGUUUGUUUAGAAGAUAACUAAACAGUUAACAUAAAAGAGAAAAGUCUAAACACUUGUUCCGAGUCGAUUUCUUUAUUUCAAAGCCAAGAGAGAGAAAACAAAUCGAGGAUCUGAAUCGUUUUCGAUACUUGUAUGUUCUUCUUCAUUUGAGACAGCUUAUAUAUUAACAUUUAUUACCAAAAACAAAAACACCAAAAAAUCCAACACUCUCGUUAUCUUUCUUUCUCUUCUCAUCUAUUGUCUCUUGUAGCCCUAGAUCUUUUAAGGUUUAGAUCAUCAAAGGCAAAGCUUUUGUUUUUUGAGAUCUGGGCUCACACAAAGAUUCUUUUUUUUUUUUUUAUAAAUAUUCUCUCCCCAUUUUAAUUACCAUUCAGCUCGAAAGUCUCAGCUUUUUUUGGAUUUUGGUAUUGGAGUGAAGCUAAGUCAGUAAACUUUCUCAUCGUACCUACGUGCGGGUUCUGUUCAAUGUAAAGAAGUUAAAGAUUCAAGCUUUUUUUUUUUGUUCUGCAAUGGGAGAAACACAGAACCUGCACUUGUCUCCGCGACACCGAUCUUCUCUAAAGAAGCCAUUGUUGAUUGUUUUAUUAGUAUGCAUCACUAGUGUGAUCUUGGUCAUCACUUACAUGUAUCCACAACAGAACAUUAAGAACGCUGCUUGUGAAGGUUUGUCUAGUAGAGGCUGUGAAGCUGCGCUCUCUGGAUGGCUUCCUGUUCAUGUGAGGAAAUUUACGGACGAAGAAGUUGCAGCUCGAGUUGUGAUCAAAGACAUACUGAGAACACCUCCUGCUCUGACCUCUAAAUCCAAAAUAGCUUUUAUGUUCUUGACUCCCGGUACUUUGCCAUUUGAGAAGCUCUGGGAUAAGUUUUUCCAGGGUCAAGAAGGAAGAUUCUCUAUUUACAUCCACCCAUCGAGGUUAAGACCAGUUCACAUUAGCCGUCACUUUUCAGACCGUGAAAUUCACAGCGAUCAUGUCACUUGGGGAAGGAUUUCUAUGGUUGAUGCCGAGAGACGGCUUCUAGCAAACGCUCUUGAAGAUCCUGACAACCAACACUUUGUUCUUCUUUCAGAAAGUUGUAUACCGCUGCAUACAUUUGACUACACUUACCGAUAUUUGAUGCACUCAAAUGUUAGCUUCAUUGAUAGUUUUGAGGAUCUUGGUCCUCACGGGACUGGCAGACACAUGGAUCACAUGUUACCUGAGAUCCCAAGGCAAGAUUUUAGAAAGGGUGCUCAGUGGUUCACAAUGAAGCGUCAACAUGCUGUAAUAGUGAUGGCUGAUGGUCUCUACUACUCGAAAUUCCGGGAGUAUUGCAGACCCGGGGUAGAAGCAAACAAGAACUGCAUCGCAGAUGAACAUUACCUGCCAACAUUCUUCCACAUGCUUGAUCCUGGAGGAAUCUCGAACUGGUCAGUCACAUAUGUUGAUUGGUCUGAGCGUAGAUGGCAUCCAAAGACAUACAGAGGGCGCGACGUUUCACUCAAGCUCUUGAAAAAUAUCACGUCCGAUGACAUGAGUGUACAUGUAACAAGCGUUGGCAAGCGGGGAGAAGAGCUGCAUUGGCCUUGUACAUGGAACGGAAUUAGACGUCCAUGUUAUCUAUUCGCAAGGAAGUUUCACUCAGAUGCUCUUUACAAACUGGUCAGACUCUUCCCAAACUACACCAGCACAGUGGUCUGAGAGAGACACAAAUUCUUGAAACUGAACCAUACCAUUCUUGAAACCGCAACAAAGCACUUCCAUAUAUCUGGAGAUUGGAUUGGAUUAGAUUGGAUCAAAUAUUACUGUAAAUUCUCUGAAGAAUCUGAAAAAUGCUUGCUCUUGCUGGGUUUAAGUCUCUUUGAUGGGACAUGUUACUCUGCUUUUAUUAAGGUUUAGUAUAAGAACAAAAUUAGAAGCAGAGAUUUUUGGUUAAGGAGAGAUUUGGUUUUUGUGAUUUAAGCCAUUGUUCGGUUAGUGUUAACCGGUGUAUGUUGUUGUAAGGUGAAGCUAUCAGUAGUUUAGCACAAAGAGUUUAGAUUUUUUUACUGUGCUUUGGGAUAUAUAAAUAUAGAUAUAAAUAAUAAUGAACUUCAUCUAUUUACAA
Messenger RNA from Capsella rubella, 2130 nucleotides. RefSeq lists its product as uncharacterized. Gene Ontology annotation, cellular component: membrane. Gene Ontology annotation, molecular function: glycosyltransferase activity. Bases 555 to 1724 code for a protein of 389 amino acids. The transcript has 11 exons. Lineage: Eukaryota; Viridiplantae; Streptophyta; Magnoliopsida; Brassicales; Brassicaceae. The record is from RefSeq and is a predicted model, not a curated record.